Molecule: messenger RNA, 1511 nt
Organism: Catharus ustulatus (Swainson's thrush)
Lineage: Eukaryota; Metazoa; Chordata; Aves; Passeriformes; Turdidae
Gene: TINAG
Product: tubulointerstitial nephritis antigen
Exons: 11
Coding region: 1-1410 (469 amino acids)
Biological process (GO): proteolysis
Cellular component (GO): lysosome
Molecular function (GO): cysteine-type peptidase activity
Source: RefSeq, a predicted model, not a curated record
AUGUGGCACAAAAUUCAGAUGUUGCUCUUAUAUUGCAUUGCUAGUGAAGUUUUGAUGGCAAAGCAUCUUGAUUCUAGAAGAAAUUUCCCCCAAGGACUUUAUGCUGUUGAAGGCAGUGGUUCUGCUAGGUGGAACAGGAUUAAAAGGAGUGUUUAUCAUGGGAGCUCCUGCAGGAUACGAGGCUGUUGCACAGGAAGAGAUGAUGACUGCAGCUUUACCAUUGUCUCCAGAGGAGCUAUAUGUUACUGUGACCACUACUGCACCUCAGGCUCUCCUGGGCCUGUGGACUGCUGUGCUGACUACUGGGAUGUCUGCAACCACGCUGAGGAGCGCACCAGGUCAGAGGAGCCUUGGCCACCUCCAGUAUGGGGUUGUUAUAAAGAUGGCCGAUAUUACGGAGAAGGAACAAUAAUUAAAGACAACUGCAAUUCCUGCAAAUGUUCCAACAGUCUCUGGAAAUGUUCAACAGAUGUAUGUCUUGUUCGCCAAGACUUAAUUCAGCACAUCAAUUCUGGAGAUUAUGGAUGGAAAGCUGACAACUACAGUCAGUUCUGGGGAAUGACAGUGGAAGAAGGUUUCAAAAAGCGCCUGGGCACCUUCCCUCCAUCUCAGUCUUUGCUGAAUAUGAGAGAAGCUCCUGGAAAGUCACUUCCAGAAGAAAGGUUUCCUGCAAUUUUUUCAGCCACUUAUGAGUGGCCUGAGUGGAUUCACGAUCCUUUGGAUCAGCGGGACUGUGGAGCAUCCUGGGCUUUUUCAACCGCAAGCGUUGCAGCAGAUAGAAUAGCAAUUCAUUCAAAGGGUCAGAUCACAGACAACCUGUCUGCUCAGAACCUGAUCUCUUGUGAUACCAGGAAUCAACAUGGAUGUAAUGGUGGAAGUAUUGAUGGUGCCUGGAGAUAUCUGCAAACACAUGGGAUUGUAUCGUAUGCUUGUUAUCCAUCAUUUUGGAACAAACACCUGGGGCCAGCAGCUGAAAAUCAGUGUUAUGUGUCAAGUGAAGCAGGAAAAAACCAUACAAAUGGACCAUGUCCCAAUGCUUAUGAACAAUCCAAUCGCUUAUACAGGUGUGCCUCUCACUACAGGGUGUCCUCAAAAGAGGCUGAUAUAAUGGAAGAAAUCAAGGAGAGAGGACCAGUGCAAGCUAUCAUGAAAGUGUAUGAAGACUUUUUCCUUUACAAAGGGGGAAUAUAUCGACACUCCCAGCAAGCAGGAUCUAAAUGGAAAACUCAUUCAGUCAAACUCCUUGGGUGGGGAGCAUUACGUGACAAAAAUGGACAGAAACAGAAGUUCUGGAUUGCUGCAAAUUCCUGGGGAAAAUCAUGGGGAGAAAAUGGUUAUUUUAGGAUUCUACGUGGACAAAAUGAGUGUGAUAUUGAAAAGCUGAUUUUAGCUACUUCGGGACAGCCAUAAUUUAUCUGUACUAUACUCUGCUUGAUGUAUCUAUUCUUUCCAUUGUUGUAUAUUGAGUGUUUAUGGGGAAAUAAUAAAGUCUUCUCUCUGAGUUACCUUUC